This is a messenger RNA of Lachancea dasiensis, 1809 nucleotides long. The record is from the annotation of a GenBank genome assembly. Lineage: Eukaryota; Fungi; Ascomycota; Saccharomycetes; Saccharomycetales; Saccharomycetaceae.
AUGGCGAGCGUUGCAGAGGACCUGUUUCGUGAGAAACCCGUUGCGGAGGUGCGCGACUACAACUUGCACCUGGCCCAAGAUAUCGCUCGCGCCAACGACAAUUUUGAGCGGGAACUCAGCCAUCGCUACACCGAUAUUCUGGCAAUCACCGAUAGCGUCGAAGAGCUCUUGAGGCGGUCGCGCGAAGUGGACGCCAGCUUGAUGGAUUUAUGCUUCAACGACUCCUCAUACAAGUUAGAACCUGUUGCAGACCCUAAUCGCGAAACCCGGGAUGCAAUUGACCUGAGCAGAGGGCACUCCAGCCCGGCUUCGGACCACUUGCAGGAUGCCAAAUACGCCUUAGCAGUUGCGCAAUGGACUUUAGCAGUAAAAAGUUUCCUCGGGGAUCCAGCUGCACCCAAGAACUUUGACCCUCUGCUUUCCAGCUUCGAAAGUAUCCGUGGUUUUCCGCACGCGUCCCGCUACGACUCUACGAUUUCAGCCAACUGUCAGUUACUACAGGCAGCCGUGCUCGAACAUAAAAUGUCGUUCUCAGCGCUCCAAUGGGUUAAGCUCUAUCACUUGUUCCACGCCCACGCGGGUUCGCAGGUAUUCGUUUUCGAUGGAAUUGAUACGGUGAGCCAGUUGGUAUGCGACUUUCUGCUGCGAAACGAGGACGUGCUGCGGAACUCUCAAAUGGAUCCCGAGGUGCAAGUGUUCCUAAAGGCGCCCGUGUUCAAGUCAAAGUCCAUUGAAAGUCUGUUAAAAAAUGUUGAGUUUCAGUUUGAACGCUACUACGCUGCAUGUGAAAGAACCUCGACGCAGCCCACCUCUUUGAACCUCUACAGUUUUUGCGCCGGUGAUUCUGUAGCCAGUUUUGUUCAAGAUGUAGAUUGGUUUUGUCAUGGUAUAAAGGAUGAACAGGACCGUAAACUAGACAAUCUGUUGGUGUCCGUUUCACAGCUGAUCCAAAGACUGCAACACUAUGGUGCAGAAACAACAACUGUCGAUGACAUCAAAAAUCGGUUGAUCCAAAAUUUGGAGCAGCGGCUACAACAAGUUACCAGGGAGAGGGCGCAAGGCAUGGUAAGUACAGAGACUACUUCAGAUGUAGCUGUGGGGUUCGUGCAGCGAGAAGUGACGGAGAAGCGAAUGCCUCAUGGUGAAGUACAAGAGAACAACAUUGUCCAAGAAGAACCAGAAUCCGAAGAACCAGAAUCCGAAGAACCAGAGAAACCGGAAGUACCAGAGAACAACAUUGUCCAAGAAGAACCAGAAUCGGAAGAACCAAAGAAAUCGGACGAACCAGAAUCGGACGAACCAGGUUCGGAAGAGAAGAGCCCUAAUAAAGAAGAAACAGGCGAUGAUAGUAUACAAGGACGAGCGGAAGAGCCCAAUAGCGCUCAAGGAGUUUCUACUCGUGUGGAAGCUGUGCAGAAGACAAUUGUUGAGCAGGAGAGCUCUCAAGCAUUAGUCGAACGAAAGGAAGAGGAGGACAAUGCGCUCAAAGAACGCCAUGAGCAACCAACCGCGGGGCCCGAAAAAACCCAAAUUGUCGCCCAACAAAAUACCGACCAAAAGCAGUUUGUCACAGAACCCCAAAACGAACACCACGCUGGCAGCCAUCAAACAAUGGAACCCAGCACUUUGUCUACCUCCAUGUCUCAUUCGACCAACCAAGACGAUCCAAACCCUCCACUCAAAGAGGAGAACACUCCCGCCAGCGAGCCUUCCACUAGAGGCCUCGUGGCAGGUGCUGUUGAAGCCAUGACUUUCGCAAGCUUCGUCGCCUAUGUAGAGCAGCACACGGCGAGAAUCAAAGCGCUAUAG